Molecule: messenger RNA, 1764 nt
Organism: Lodderomyces orthopsilosis Co 90-125
Lineage: Eukaryota; Fungi; Ascomycota; Pichiomycetes; Serinales; Debaryomycetaceae
Gene: GAP2
Product: amino acid permease
Exons: 1
Coding region: 1-1764 (587 amino acids)
Biological process (GO): amino acid transmembrane transport
Cellular component (GO): membrane
Molecular function (GO): amino acid transmembrane transporter activity
Source: RefSeq, a predicted model, not a curated record
AUGCCAGAAAAGGAGUUAAAUUACAUCACAUCGCGUGAAAUUGCCGGUUCUGAAGAUAAAGAAGGUGGAGUUUAUAUCGAUGCCUUUGACGCUCAAGAUUCCAAACCACCUUUGAAAGGUUGGGCCAAGUUCAAAGAUGGGUUUAAAAGAGCCGACACUGACGCCAUGGGUAUUGACCCCAACUUGUCGGAAGCUGAGAAAAUCGCCGUUUUGACGGCAAAUUCCCCCUUGAGUAAAUCGCUUAAAAACAGGCAUUUACAAAUGAUUGCUAUUGGUGGUAGUAUAGGUACUGGUUUAUUCGUUGGUUCGGGAAGUUCGUUACAUACUGGUGGCCCAGCUGGGUUGAUCAUUGCUUAUAUUCUUAUUGGUACUAUGAUUUACUGUACGGUUCAAUCGUUGGGUGAAUUGGCAGUUACUUUCCCUGUUGCUGGUGCUUUUGUUACUUAUAAUACGAGAUUUAUUGAUCCUUCUUGGGGUUUUGCUAUGGCUUGGAAUUAUGCUAUGCAAUGGUUGGUGGUGUUGCCAUUGGAAUUGGUGGCGGCAGCAGUAACGAUUAAAUUUUGGGAUACAACAACAAAUUCAGCGGCGUUUGUCGUGAUUUUCUAUGUGCUUAUCAUUGCUAUUAAUUUCUUUGGUGUUCGUGGAUAUGGUGAAGCUGAAUUUAUAUUUAGUGCCGUUAAAGUCACUGCUGUUGUUGGAUUUAUUAUCUUGGGUAUUGUCUUGGCUGCUGGUGGAUCUCCAAAUGGACGUGGUUACAUUGGUGGUAAGUACUGGCAACAUCCUGGUGCUUUUGCCAAUGGAGUUAAAGGUGUCAUUACUGUUUUCGUUGGUGCUGCUUUCGCUUUUGCCGGUACUGAAUUGGUUGGGUUAGCAUCAGCUGAAUCCAGUAACCCAAGAAAAUCAUUGCCAAAAGCUUGUAAACAAGUGUUUUGGAGAAUCACCUUGUUUUAUGUCAUUUGUUUGACUUUGGUUGGUAUUUUGGUUCCUUAUGACAACACUGACUUAUUUGAUGCUGAAAAUACUGCUUCUGCUUCGCCAUUUGUUAUUGCCAUCAAGUUGGGUGGUAUUAGUGGAUUACCAUCUGUUAUGAAUGUUGUUAUCAUGAUUGCUGUGUUGUCAGUUGGUAACUCAUCCGUCUUUGGCUCAUCGAGAACAUUGGCUGCUUUGGCUGCUUCUAAUCAAGCACCAAAGAUCUUUGGCUACAUUGACAGACAAGGUAGACCAUUGGUUGGUAUCAUUGUUCAAUUGGCCAUUGGUGCAUUAUGUUUCCUUGCUGCUUCACCAAAACAAAAUCUUGUGUUUAACUGGUUAUUGGCCUUGUCAGGAUUAUCAUCCAUCUUCACUUGGGGUUCAAUCAACUUGUGUCACAUUAGAUUCAGAGCCGCUUUAAGAUCACAAGGUAGAGAUACAGGUGAAAUUCCAUUUGUGUCUCAACCAGGUUUGAUUGGAGCCUACUGGGGUAUGCUUCUAAACUUGGUGGUUUUGUGCUUACAAUUCUGGAUUGCUGUGUGGCCUUUGGGAACGAAACCAAAUGCCGAGGAUUUCUUUAUGAAUUUCUUGACUGUGCCUGUUGUUCUUGUAUUUUACUGCGGUCAUAAACUUUAUACCAGAAAUUGGAAAUUGUACUACAGAGCCGAUGAAAUUGAUAUCGAUACUGGUAGAACUGAUUUGGAUUUGGAUUUACUUAAACAAGAAAUUGCUGAAGAAAGAGCAAUUUUGAAAGCUAAGCCAUUUUACAAGAGAAUCUACCAUUUCUGGUGUUAA